This is a messenger RNA of Myzus persicae (green peach aphid), 2860 nucleotides long. RefSeq lists its product as uncharacterized. NCBI's taxonomy places the organism in Eukaryota, Metazoa, Arthropoda, Insecta, Hemiptera, Aphididae. The coding region runs from base 247 to 2763 and encodes 838 amino acids. The record is from RefSeq and is a predicted model, not a curated record. The transcript has 11 exons.
UGAUAUUAUAAUAUUUUAUUACUGUUCAUCGUAGAGGCUGCUAUAUAGAUAAUAUACACAUAAUAGUAGUAUUGACUAUAGUUCUACCGGAGUAUCAACUAGUAGUGCAGUGAAAGUACUAGCAGAUGAUCUUAAUAAUUAUAGUAGUUUUACUUUAAAAUACUUAUGCAACUUGUUUUAAAUAUAAAGUAAAAGACAUUUUUAAUUAUUUUAGGAAGCACGAGAUAGUUUGUAGGUACCAUUGCGAUGGAAAAUCGUUGUUCUGUUCUAGGAUGUUUGAAGACUUCUGACGAUGGAGUUAAAUUACAUGAAUUCCCGUUUGAUGAUAAUGAAAAACUGCAACUUUGGGUAAUGGCGACAAAUCGUUCAAAUUGGUUACCAAUUGACAAAAGUAGGAUAUGUGAAAAGCACUUUUGUGCUGGUGAUUAUGAAAUUGUAGAUAAGGAAUAUAAGCUUAAACCAUGUGCUCUGCCCAUACUCUAUUUGUCAGAUGAGAAUAAUAGUGCACAUGAGAAGACAUUGACAGAUUCUGAAGACAGUGAAUGUUGGUCUUCAAGCGAUAUUAAUUCUGACGAUUUACUUGAUACACCAAAUACUAGUGAUAUGAAAUCAAGUGAUUAUGAUUCAACAAAUACAUCAUCUUUUAGUGAUUAUAGUAAUUCGAAUGAAGCUACUGCAUUUGAUGAUGAUUAUCUAUCAUCACUUUCAGACACUGAAUUUGAACUUGAAAAUGUAGGGAUUGAAGAAUCAAUGCUAGAAUUAGAUUCUGUGUCAUUGUCUUCAUCUGUAACAAGUUCUGUAAAUACAAACCAGCUUAUAAAUCAAGUAUGUGCGGUUGUAUUAUGUAAUCAAAAUGCAAGAAACCAGUUUGAUACAUUAUUUUUCAUCAACUUUCCUAAGGAUAAUAAAUCACUUUGUGAAACCUGGUGGAAAAUGUGUGGGCGCAAAGACAAAUUUGAUCCUUUAUUAAAAAUAUGCUCAAUUCAUUUUAAUCCUGAUGAUUUUACAUCUAUUACUAUACGACGAGGAGGUCAACUUUUUAGACAAACUAUUUUGAAAAAUAAUAAUAUUGUACCAACUCUUUAUCUACAGCCGCAUGAAUUUACACAGUUUGCAAGAAAACGAAAAAGAAGUGUGAAUGAUAGUUAUAGUAAUCAAAACAAUUCAACAGAAAUUGAAUUCUGUAUUAUUCAAGGCUGUGACAAGACAUUUUUGAAAGAUGGAAAAACGACAUUGUUUUUUAAGUUUCCAUUGGAAAACAAAACUAUGCUCAAAAAAUGGGUAGAUAGUAUUGGCUUGCCCAAUUGGCAGCCAUCAGUUUCAGAUCGAAUUUGCUCUGAUCAUUUUGAAAGUGAUGAUGUUUUAAUGACUAAUGAUAUUUAUGGUCUAAAUAAUGAUGCUAUCCCAUCAGUUAAGCCACAAAAUUCAUUUGUUAUAAGCUCUGAACACAAUCAUGAUAAAAAACAUGCAUCUGCAGUUAACAACAGAAAUAUUGAUAUUAUUUUUAAUAAUUUAGAAUUUAAUCAUUUAGAAGAAGACACUUUGAUAGUAAAGGAUAGAACAAAAGAAAAAAAGAAUGACAGUUUGGUGUUAAAUUCAUUGGAAAAUAAUUUAGAUGACCAAAAACCAGAAAAUUACCAACAAAUCUUUAAUACAUCAUCUUUCCAAUCUAGUUCAGCAAAAAUGAAUGGCAAUAAAGAUGAAAAUAAUUGGAAAAAUAUGCAUAUUGAUGAUUCAACUAUCACUACUAUAUCAAAAACUAAAUGUACUUCAAAAGUAGUUAAGAAAUCACAUAGAGAAUCAAUUGAAAAAAAUAUUUUUGAAGAAAAAAAUAUGAUUCCAAAAUCAAGAAAUAAUGGAAAUGACUGUGAUUAUAUAUACUUAGACACGUUGGAUGGUGACGAUGCUAAAAAUUUACUGUCAUUUGAAAAAAAAAGUAUUUUGAAAAAUUCAAAAACAAAAAUUCUGGAACUACUAGAAAAAAAUCAUAUGGAUGGAAUUCCAGAAUCUAUAAUCUAUAAUCAAGACUUAACAGAAUGUUAUGGUGAAAUGCUUCCACCUUAUUGUGACCAGGACUGUAAAUUACUAUGUUUUUAUUCUAUGUCUGCUUCCAUACGAAGACAAAUUUAUAAAGAAUUUCAGAUGUUGAAUGCAACUGAACAGAACUGUAAAAUAGCUCAAUUAGUACAAUUGCGUAUGUCUAAAAAAAAAGAUAACACGUUUGAAAGCUGUCCGACAUACCGUUUUAUUUGGAAUAAGGUACCUACAAAAGUCUGCCGAACUUUUUUCAGGAAUACAUUAGGUAUUUCUGAACACCGUCUCGAAGCCAUUCUAAACCCUAUCAAUUAUAGUUGGUAUUCUGAUAGAGAUAUUGCAUUGAAAGCCAAUCAACCACAACAAAUAAAUGUAAUAAGUGAGCCUGUUGUCAUGACAGAUUUUAUGAAAGAAUCUUUAAUACCUUUAGACAAAGACUACAAUUUAUUUGAGCCUGAAAGUGAUCCAGAUGUUAGUUUAGAAAAUGUACCUUUUAAAGAAUAUGAACAAGUAUUACUAUACAUGAAAGGUAUUCCUAGGGUUUUGAGUUCGUAUAAAAUACCUGGAACGUUAAAAAAACAUUACUUUGAAACCAGUGUUUGUUCGGAAUAUAUGUACAAAACAUAUUCUGAAAAUUUUAUUAAGAACAAGACUCCCCCACCAUAUACAAAACGUCAGUUUAAAAAAAUUUACAAUGAGUACAUGAAGACGUUUUUGGAAAUGGUUUAAAUCCAUGUCAUAUUUUAUUGCUUGCUAUAGACUUAACUUUAGAAUUUUGUUGAUACUUUCAGAUAGUAUCCAUGGAAUCCCAUUUUUGAAUAACAAU